GACAAAAGAGAACAAAAAGCCCACAAGAUCUUCGCCGAGUAUAAAACAAGGCCAUUGGAUCAUUAGGUGCACUCACAUACAACAUGCCUUGCAAACUCUGGCUGGUCCUUUCCCUGUGGCUUGUGCUGCCAACCUCUGAAGCUGGAAGGCAGAUGCCGAAACUCUCUGACAAGAAACUCUGCGCUGACUCCGAAUGCAGCCAUCCCAUCCUGAUAGCACGUGCACUGCAGGACUACUACCCUGGAGACUGCAGGUUCAUCCCAAUCAGACAGGGGCAGCUCAUUUAUGUCUAUGCAAUGCUAAAGGACAGAGGGAACCUCUUCUGGGCUGGCAGUGUACAAGACUCCUAUUACGGACAGCAGGAGGCUCGCAUUGGACACUUCCCCAGCAGCAUAGUGGAGGAGACUCAUCCUCUCAUGCCAGCCAGUACCGAAGUCAAGACUACUAAAUGGGACUUCUACUGUAACUGAUGUUGCCUUCACCGGUAAAGAAAACAACAUCUACAUUUCAAGAUAACUUGUUUUGAGUAUAAUAUGAUUUUGGAAAACAUAGAUGGCAAUAAGGUUUGCUAAUGUUGACAAUCUGCAGUUAAGAAGAUAUGAACAGCUCAUGUGAUUCUAAAAUGCUAUCAGGUUUCAUAAGGUUUCCAACCACC
Molecule: messenger RNA, 655 nt
Organism: Cyclopterus lumpus (lumpfish)
Lineage: Eukaryota; Metazoa; Chordata; Actinopteri; Perciformes; Cyclopteridae
Gene: mia
Product: MIA SH3 domain containing
Exons: 4
Coding region: 84-470 (128 amino acids)
Biological process (GO): extracellular matrix organization
Molecular function (GO): protein binding
Source: RefSeq, a predicted model, not a curated record